AUGAAGAUAAUUUUAAGUUUAAUAGUAUUUUUUGCAACAAUUUCGUUAGUUGCAAAUGCAAGUGAAUCAUAUUGGGCAAUUAGAACUGAUUUAAGAAAAUGUGCAUAUCCUAUGUGCGGUGGUUAUUUCGUUCGUGAAGUUGGUUCAAAUAAAUCAGAAGUUUAUGUUAAGUCAUUAAAUCAAACAGUGAAGGGUGGAGGAUCAACAGUUGAUGAAUCACUAUAUAAAUUUGCACCAUCAUAUACGGUAGUUGUAAAAGGUGAUAUUAAAAAAGAUGAGAUUAUAGUAUCAAAAAUCUUUAGACUAUUACCAAAGCCAGAUAAACCAUUCAAUUUCGAUUCUGAAUUGAAUAAUUUCUAUAUUGUAGAUUCAAAAGAAACCAAUUCAAAUAUUGAAAUUAAGAAAUUAAAUAGUAACAAAUCAGAGAAACUAAACUCAAUUGAAAAUAGUUACUCACAAGAUGUAUCGUUUGUUCCAAUGGAUUGGUUGGAAUAUAAGGUUACCACUGGUGAAUCUGUGUUCACAGUUAGUGGAAGAAUAGAUUCAAAUAAAACCGUCUCCAUAGAUUAUAUGUUUAUUAGUUUACCUGAUCCAAAAUUAUGUCCAAAGGAAUUAAUUGCUGUUAGAUGUGCCAAUGGUACAAUUCCAACCUAUACUAUCGCUGCAACUCGUUGUUUAUCAUUCAGUGGUUGUGUACAUAGAGGAAUUUGUCCAUUGGUUGUUCCAGGUUGUUCUGGUGGAUACACUUUAAAAUCAUAUGCGUCAAAACCAAAUGGUUGUCCACGUUAUUAUUGCAUCCCAUCAUUUUUAUCUUAA
Dictyostelium discoideum AX4 is the source of this 816-nucleotide messenger RNA. RefSeq lists its product as hypothetical. The record is from RefSeq and is a predicted model, not a curated record. The transcript has a single exon. Lineage: Eukaryota; Evosea; Eumycetozoa; Dictyosteliales; Dictyosteliaceae. The coding region runs from base 1 to 816 and encodes 271 amino acids.